GGCGGCGGUGAGAACGUAGGCAUGAAGCGCCGUCCCUCCUUUCCUGACGUCAUUUCUCCGACGCGCUGACUGAGUUCGCUUUUGCCGGCUGCAGGGAGGAGGAUGGAGCCGGUGGCCGGAGAUGGGGAAGGCGAAGCGGGGGCAACUGGGACUAGCAAAUGUUGAACUUCAAAAGCUGUGCGUUGUGCGCUGGCAAGUCGUUUGCAACUGCGGAGGAGGAUGGAGGGUUUCCAAGAAAGCAUUUCUUGGACUUGCCCUGGGAAGAUGUCCUCUUCCCACACAUUCUCUCAUAUCUCCCACUGAAGCAGCUCUUGAUCCUUCAAAGGGUCAGCAAGGCAUUCCAGUCUUUAAUUCAGCUUUACCUUACCAACAUGCGAUGUUUUGAUUCUAGCCAGGUUGGACCCCAUAUUCCAAAAGCGGCAUUCAGCGCUCUCCUGAAAGACAAUGAGGUACUGCAACGACUUUUCCUACAGAACUGCUCUGAUUGGUUAUCUGACAAGGAGCUCCUUCCUGUUAUUGGCCAAAACCACCAGCUGCUGCAAAUAGACCUGAAUGGCUGCGUACAAUUGAGUCGGCAUGCUCUGGUGGCCAUUUCCCUGAGCUGCCCCAAUUUACACCAGCUCUCCCUUGCCCACUGUGAGUGGGUGGAUAGUCUUUCUCUGCGGAGCCUGGCAGACCACUGCAAGGAACUUGAAUCCCUGGACCUUACUGCUUGCCGGCAGCUGAAAGAUGAAGCUAUCUGCUACCUUGCACAGAGGUGCCACAGACUGAAAUCCCUCUCAUUGGCUGUCAAUGCAAAUGUUGGUGACACCGCUGUAGAGGAGGUUGCCAAAGCCUGUCCUGAACUGGAGCAUCUGGACCUCACAGGCUGCCUACGGGUCAAGAACAACUCCAUUAGAACCGUGGCAGAGUACUGUCCUAAGUUGCGCACUUUGAAGGUGAAGCACUGUCACGAUGUGGUGGAAUCCAGCCUAAGCAUCUUGCGCAAUCGUGGUGUGGAACUCGAUGUGGAACCUCCGCUGCUGCGUGCCCUGGUCCUGUUGCAGGAUGUUGUAGGCUUUGCUCCAUUUAUCAAUCUCCAGAUCUGAAGAAAGGAGGACACUUCAGUGCUUCCUGAAGACUGCCUGUGGCUACUGCUACUAGAUACUGCUACUGAGAAGUUCAAAAGACAAAGGGAUUUCAGUUCCAUCACUGCAAGUUGGCCUCAUCUGAUCUAUGUAUAGCCCUUUUGGGAAACGGUGUGUGUUGGAAAACCAGCCUAUUUGCAUUAAGAUGGACAGUAUAUUACUCAAAGCUGCACACCAUCCUGGUUGACUGGUACACAGUAUGCAUGAUUAAGGGUAUUUGAGAAGUGAUAUGGCCACAAACAAUUGCAUUGGUGCUGAGGUUCUUUUACUCACUUGCAUGUCAUAAAGAUUUCCACAGAUAAGGGAAAAUCACUUGGGGAAAACUAGGGGAAUCUAAUCAGAGGCACAGUCCAGUGGAGGGCAGAGGUGAUAUGUGGCAAUUUUUGCACGGCUUAUCUCCUUUGAUUUGAGUAAUGGAGUUGCCCUCCUGAAUGCUCCUGGAGAGCAGAGUUACAGAAAUCCUGUCUAUAGGUUUGUAGUUGCCUAUUUUGCCUUUAAAGGCAGUAGGAUGCCAGAGCAUUGAGCAAAGUUGCACCUCAAGUGUUCUGCUUCUAAAGGUAAUGAUUGCACCCUUUUGUGUCAGUUUGUCGGCUUGUUUGACAUAUGCCCUUUCCCACAGUUACAGGUGUGGAUGGAGUACAUGGAUGAUGUUUAUAGGGCCAUCCCCAUUCAUAGUGUAAUAUGUAAAUCAAUUGAAAAAUAAUAUUUUAAAAGAAAGCACAGUUUUUUUUCUGAAUUGUACAAAAAGGUUUUCUGCCAAGUUAACCUGAAUACAUUAUAGCCAUAUUUUAAAAGAUUUGUCAUAAAACAGGACAAACAACUAGUAUCUUUAACCUCUGUAAGAAAAAAGGACAGAGAGUCCCAAGGAAUAAGAGGAAUAGCAGCAUCUCCUGUAGUUGCUGUAUGUCCUGCUACUGUACUUAGAAGGUCAGUUCUGAAGAAGGUAUGCACAGUCUUCUGCCUUGCAGAUGAGCAGGCAGGAACUGUAUUAGCACCUGGCCCCUGAUUAGGGAAACAAAUGCUAGAUUGAAUUCCCUGGAAGAAGGUGUGAGAUGGCCUUGAGUAAGGCCAUCUUACACUUGUUGGCUGGAAACUGUUGAGUGAUCUCUCAAUCUGUUUGCCCUAUUUUUGUAUUCAUAUCCAUUCCCCAUUUUGUAUUCCCUGUGCAGUUAUUAAUGUGCUGUUUCAACUUUUUGGUAGCCUAGGGUGAAAACACACUAAGAAAAAGCUAAGAUUCUUUUCAAUCUGAAUGGACUGAAUUUCUCUUACAGCCCUUUGUUGAUUGCAUAGUUUAAAAUGUUCAUUGCAGUAGUUCCCAUGAUUGCUGCAAGAAAUCAGCACACAGAGCAUCCUUCCACACUAAUGGAUGGUUCUAUUUCUGCAUAAUUCACUGGAAGCCACAAAGACUGAGGACUUGACCUCUGACUAGGUCUAAGUAGCUCUGCUGCAGUGGCUGUGGCUAAAUCAUUUAAUUACUUGCAAGGUGGUAUGGCAGAUAGUCGCUGCUCUUCCUUUAUCUCAUUAGGAGCAUAUUCAGGAUGGCAUAUAAAGUGAACCAUUGUCUCCUGUUCUAAUGUGUGGGUGGGUGUAGGGUAUGUACAUUGGUGAUGAAACAUUUGGCAAAUAUCAGACUGCAUCUGCAAGUCUAACUCCAAAAACAUUGCUGUAGCUCAGUGUCUGGAGAAAGAAACACCUCUGGUUCUUUUGUGCUGUUUGGUAGUGACUACAACAACUUAAUGGCCAAAAUCAUUGCAUAGCAUAGUAAAUUGCACUAGAGUAGGCCCACUGAAUCAGUGGGGAUUUAGUGAGUUAAUGCCAUAACUUCCAUUGAUUCAAAUGAGUCUUCUCUAACUGAAAUAUGCUCACAGUUAGAAUAGGCCAAUUUGAAUUGAUGGAACUUACAGAAAAGUUAAUUUACCAAAUCCCCAUUGAUUCAACUCAACCCUUCCUCCAUCUUUUGAAAGUGCUUGUGUCUGAAAGUUGCAUUGUUAGAGUUGUAUCAUGGAAUCAUUAGAAAGCAACGUGGUUGUUACUAUGAGUAUAUGAGCCACCAGGGAUUCUCCUGUGAAAUUUGCAUGUCUGGAGAGUUUUAACAUGUCACUGAUGAACCUUGACACUUUUAAGGUACUCUCACUGAGAUCUAUAGACAACCUUUGUAAACUCCUGUAAGAAGAAUAAAAAAUUCUGAUGAAACUGG
Pogona vitticeps (central bearded dragon) is the source of this 3324-nucleotide messenger RNA. Lineage: Eukaryota; Metazoa; Chordata; Lepidosauria; Squamata; Agamidae. The record is from RefSeq and is a predicted model, not a curated record.